CACGUGAAGGCAUCAGAUCCUCCUCUAAGCUAGUGAGGCUCCUUCAUCCCCAGCAGCGGACAGAAGAAGAAGAAGAGGGAGGAGGAAGAGGCGGUAGAAGAAGAAGAAGAAGCAGAAGCAGAAGAAGAAGAAGAAGGUGUUAGUAUCAGUUCGCUGCCCACCAUGCUGAACUCUCAGAGGUCUCUGUCCGAGCUGCCCAAGAUGUCCGCGGCCAGUCAGGUGGAGAGAGCCGUGCUGGAGGAGGAAUUUAACUGGCUGCUUAAAGAGGAAGUCCACGCUGUCCUGAAGCAGCUCCAGGAUGUCCUGAAGGAAGCAUCAAGACGUUUCUCAAUGCCGACACCAGGUCUGGAGAGUCAGCUCAAACAGGAAAACUUCAUCCUCGGCAGUUCAACCAUGGAUCAGGUGAAGGGGGUACUAACUCUGCAGGGAGAGGCUCUGACUCAGGCUGACAUAAACCUGAAGGUUGCAAAAAGUAGCCAAGUGCUGCACUUUCAGUUCAGAGAGGACAAGCAGUGGAAGCUGCAGCAGAUCCAGGAUGCCAGGAACCAUGUGAACCAGGCUCUGCAGCUGCUGAACAGCCGCGAUGAGAGCUACCACUUCCAGACGGGGGCUGAGGUCAAUAAGCUCAUGGAUGCAGUGAUGCUGCAGCUGACGCGAGCACGAAACCGCCUCACCACCCCGGCCUCCAUGACUCUCCCUGAGCUGGCCACCAGUGGUCUGAUGAAAAUGUUCACUCCUCCCAUGCCUGGGGAUGUGAUGGUGAACUUUUACAUCAACCUGAGCAAACUGUGUCUGACCGUCUACCAACUUCAUGUGCUGCCCGCCAACACCACCAAGAAUUUCAAACCAGCUGGAAGUUCAGUGUUGCACAACCCUGGAGCGAUGUUUGAGCUCAACAACAACCGUUUCGAGGUGAGCCACGUUCACAAGGUGGAGUGCGUGGUGCCUUGGCUCAAUGAUACGCUGGUGUUCUUCACCAUCUCCCUGCAGCUCUGUCAGCAGCUUAAGGACAAGAUAUCAGUCUUCUCUAGUUUCUGGAACUACAGACCUUUCUAAUCCUCCUCAAGUCAAUCCUCCCAACUAACCACACAAGUGUAAGGGACAUCCUGUGAAGGUUUUAUUUUUGUAUGUGUUGUUCACCCUCUCAUUCAGUCUAAGGUGUUGCAUGAAUAGGCGAAGGAGCCAAUCGAAUCCUAACAGAUAUCAAUAAUUGCCAUUUCCCACAUUGCAUCUUAUAGCACUGACUUGAACUUCGGAAAGAAUGAAUGUUAUUGUUGAUUUAUCAUUAGGAUUUUUUGUUACAUUUAAGCUAUUUAAUACUGAGUAUUUAUCCCAAUGUUAUCAUGCGAUCUGUCUUAUUGUGUGGAAAACUAAUGUGUGUACUCAGGGUUGGAAAACUUAGAGGAGUAAGAAGUUAGAGCUCACAGUGGGAGGUCUUUUCUUGAAAUAUUUUUUAUUUCCCUCAUUUUCCUCCAACAUUUUCACACUCCUAUAAGAGAAACAUGAAACAAAACUGAGCAUUGUCACUGUUCAUGGACAAUACACUGUAGUUAUCUACUUAACGGAACAAUUCCAAAUUUUGGGAAAUCCUUGUUAGUUCAGUUCGAUACUACUCUCAUGCCUUUAACUAUUGAACUAUUUUAGAAGGGAUUGAUAACUUGACUGUGGAUUUUUUUCACUUUCACUAAUUCCAAAAUCAUUCUUAUUACCAGUGAUAAGAAUCAGGGCAUUUGAGACAGAGUUCAAAGUAAAGUUCAGUAAGUUGUUCAAUUAUCAAUACAGGGUGUUGCACAAAAAAUAUUUGAAAUGCUAAUUACAGUGUGUGUCAUUAGAUGCUAGAAUAUUGUAAAUGCAAAAUAAAAAAAUUCUGUGAGGAGACACAAAAGUUUUGUGAAAACAUUUCCCAUCGUGAGCUCUGAAGGGAUUUAAAUCAGUCCUUUACAGUCACUGUUAAGCUACCAGUCAUGUCUGUGAUUUCAAGUGUUUGUCCGUUCUGUGUUCAUAUUUAUUUGACAUAUUUUGCACAAUUUGUUGAUUCCCUGUGAACCAAACACUAAUCUAAUUGUGAGCAAAUGACUUCAUUCCAAUAAGUGUUAUUCUCUAUUUUGAAAGUUGCUUCUCAUAUAAAAUAUUAAAUGAUUUUUCUGUGCAAUAAAAUAUUCGA
This is a messenger RNA of Paralichthys olivaceus (Japanese flounder), 2164 nucleotides long. It is a transcript of the gene rogdi, whose product is annotated as rogdi atypical leucine zipper. Lineage: Eukaryota; Metazoa; Chordata; Actinopteri; Pleuronectiformes; Paralichthyidae. The record is from RefSeq and is a predicted model, not a curated record. Gene Ontology annotation, cellular component: RAVE complex.